GCUUUCUCAAGAUUUCGACUUUCGACUACAGUACUUGGCAGUAUGGAUAAAAUGAAUGUGGCUCCGAUCAACAACGCGCUAGACGAUGACAUUUUAAUCUUGAUUUUUUCUGGUGUCGCGGCAGCAGAGAUAAAGCGUCCAGCGGUACGGGCCAUCUUAAAGAUGUCUUUUGUUUGCAGACGAUGGAGAUACGUCGCGCUCUCCUUUCCUGAGCUAUGGACUGACAUCGACGUAUCUCUAAAUAGUCAUCGGCCUCUUGUGUGGCACAAGAAAUUUUUGGAACUGCAGCAAUUUAAUUCUUCGUUUUACCAAAAGGAGCGACAGGCUGCCAGAAUUGGUCUGCUCAAUCUCCGACUGCACCGUGCAGGGGGUUAUAAACUCUCCGUCACAGUGCAUGGCAGUGACCUUGAACCUUAUGUCUCGCCAUGCAUAGAUCUUAUAAGUACCAGAGUCGAACGAUGGAGAAACUUGGAUGUAUUGUCGUCGUCAUUGCCCUCCCGACACGUCUCCUGGCUCAUCCAAGGUAUUCCCUCCUUUGAUGGCCCCGAGAGUCUCAGAGUGGCGGACCAAUACCUCAAACACUUCUACCGACUUCGAGCAACAGAGCCAACUAUGCCUUUGCUAUGCACCUUCCAUACGCGAGUCAAUCCCCUCCACGCAAAGUUCCCCUCAUCGCUGAAGAUGCUCCCACGUCUCGGAGUCUGGAGCGCCAACGUCGACACCAUCAUCUGCGAGAACUACCUUUGCUGGUUCCCUCUCUUCAGAAAUGCCCUAAAUUUAACAAUCACUACCACAGUAAAGCGGAGAACCGAAGACACCGAAUCCAUGCGCGGCAUGUUGCAGAUGCCAGGCGUCCACCAAGUUGAGAAUAUCACCAGCUUGACCUUAGACAUUAAUGUGGAUACGCACGACAUUCGCUGGCUUGGGGAGCAUUUCUGCUUUCCUAAUCUCAUUCAUGUCAAGAUAUCUUAUCACAAAGAUGGCAGGUAUGGACCUGAGGGAGAUGCUGCGCAAAUGAUCUACAUGCGCUAUCCCUUCAUAGCCGCAUUUGUGGAAAAUCUGCUCCAAUUCUCCCCUUCCUUAUCCUCACUCAUCCUCGAUAAAGUUCCCAUGCGAAUGUCCCAGGUCCUAGAGCUCCUUGGGCCACUUACUAGCCUUAUCAGGCUUGUCAUUCAUGAACCUCUUCCGUGCCGCUACGGGACACCCAUCGAACCUCUGUUCGCGCCGUACUACCCCAUCUCAGGCCGCUUCAUUGAGGUACUAUCAAACGAUGCGUACUUCGUACUUCCUGCCUCACCUGAAAUCGCUGGAAUUCGUGUGGCGGCACGAAGUGGAUGA
This is a messenger RNA of Guyanagaster necrorhizus, 1338 nucleotides long. RefSeq lists its product as uncharacterized. Gene Ontology annotation, molecular function: protein binding. The coding region runs from base 43 to 1338 and encodes 431 amino acids. The record is from RefSeq and is a predicted model, not a curated record. Lineage: Eukaryota; Fungi; Basidiomycota; Agaricomycetes; Agaricales; Physalacriaceae. The transcript is spliced from 2 exons.